Messenger RNA from Lemur catta (Ring-tailed lemur), 4696 nucleotides. RefSeq names its product regulator of G protein signaling 3 (gene RGS3). The record is from RefSeq and is a predicted model, not a curated record. Gene Ontology annotation, biological process: signal transduction. Lineage: Eukaryota; Metazoa; Chordata; Mammalia; Primates; Lemuridae. Bases 58 to 1872 code for a protein of 604 amino acids. The transcript is spliced from 18 exons. Gene Ontology annotation, molecular function: protein binding. Gene Ontology annotation, cellular component: nucleus; plasma membrane.
CGGCCGCCUCGGGUUACAGGGUUACAGGCGCUCCUGCCCGUGCAGCAGCGGGACACCAUGGAGCACUCCCUGCACCGUGUCUCCCUCGGGAGCCAGCGCGCCCACCGGGACUUGUCCUUCUACCUCACCACCUUUGGUCAGCUGAAGCUGUCCAUUGAAGCCCGGGACCGGGUUCUGCUGCUCCACAUCAUAGAAGGCAAAGGCCUGAUAAGCAAAGAGCCUGGCACCUGUGAUCCCUAUGUGAAGAUGUCUUUGAUCCCAGAAGAUAAUCGAAUCCACCGUCAGAAGACGCGGACCGUUCCAAACUGCAGAGACCCAGCUUUCCAUGAGCACUUUUUCUUUCCCGUCCAAGAGGAGGAUGACCAGAAGCGUCUUCUGGUUGCCGUGUGGAACAGGGCCAGUGAGUCCAGACAGGGUGGACUCAUCGGCUGCAUGAGCUUUGGGGUGAAGUCCCUUCUGACUCCGGACAAGGAGAUCAGUGGCUGGUACUACCUUCUUGGGGAGGACCUGGGCCGGACCAAGCACCUGAAGGUGGCCAGGCGGCGACUGCGGCCGCUGAGAGAUGCAUACCCUCGGCUGAGAAUGCCAGGAGGUGGGGAUACUGAGAAUGGGGAGAAACUCAAGAUCACCAUCCCGAGGGGGAAGGACGGCUUUGGCUUCACCAUCUGCUGCGACUCUCCUGUCCGCGUCCAGGCGGUGGAUUCUGGGGGCCCGGCUGAGCGGGCAGGGCUGCAGCAGCUGGACACGGUGCUGCAACUGAAUGAGAGGCCGGUGGAGCACUGGAAAUGUGUGGAGCUGGCCCACGAGAUCCGGAGCUGCCCCAGCGAGAUCAUCCUGCUCGUGUGGCGCAUGGUCCCCCAGGUCAAGCCGGGGCCAGACGGCGGGGUCCUGCGGCGGGCCUCCUGCAAGUCGACACAUGACCUCCAGUCACCCCCCAACAAGCGGGAGAAGAACUGCACCCAUGGGGCCCAGGCACGGCCCGAGCAGCGCCACAGCUGCCACCUGGUGUGUGACAGCUCCGAUGGGUUGCUGCUUGGCGGCUGGGAGCGCUACACCGAGGUGGCCAAGCGUGGGGGCCAGCACACCCUGCCUGCCCUGUCCCGUGCCACCGCCCCCACCGACCCCAACUACAUCAUCCUGGCCCCGCUGAACCCCGGGAGCCAGCUGCUUCGACCUGUGUACCAGGAGGAUACCAUCCCGGAAGAAUCAGGGAGUCCCAGUAAAGGCAAGUCCUACACGGGCCUGGGGAAGAAGUCCCGGCUGAUGAAGACGGUGCAGACCAUGAAGGGCCAUGGGAACUACCAGAACUGCCCGGUCAUGAGGCCGCACGCCACACACUCAAGCUAUGGCACCUACGUCACCUUGGCCCCCAAAGUCCUGGUGUUCCCCGUCUUUGUUCAGCCUCUAGAUCUCUGUAACCCUGCGAGGACCCUCCUGUUGUCGGAGGAGCUGCUGCUGUACGAGGGGAGGAACAAGGCUGCCCAGGUGACACUGUUUGCCUACUCGGACCUGCUGCUCUUCACCAAGGAGGACGAGCCUGGCCGCUGUGACGUCCUGCGGAACCCCCUCUACCUCCAGAGUGUGAAGCUGCAGGAAGGUUCUUCAGAAGACCUGAAAUUCUGUGUGCUGUAUCUGGCAGAGAAGGCAGAGUGCUUAUUCACUUUGGAAGCGCACUCACAGGAGCAGAAGAAGAGAGUGUGCUGGUGCCUGUCGGAGAACAUCGCCAAGCAGCAACAGCUGGCGGCGUCGCCCCCAGAGAGCAAGAAACUCCACCCUUACGGCUCUCUCCAGCAGGAGAUCGGGCCUGUCAACUCCACCAGUGCUACCCAGGAUAGAAGCUUUACCUCAUCAGGACAGACUCUGAUUGGCUGAGCAAACCCAAGGGCGGGACUCUGCUUCUGACAACUUAACCCUUUCUUGGGCAUCCCCCACCACACAGUAACCUCACCUCACCUGGACCCAAAACGGAGGACCAAGAUGGCGGACCUAGGGUCAUCCGAGGGGAGUGGGCCCGAGGUCGUGUGUGGACUGGCAACAGCAGGACCACAGUGGUGUGAGAGGCCUUGUGGGCAUGUGCAGACUUGGCAGCAGAAAUCCCAAGUGGACAAGACUCAGAGCUUAUUUCCCUCCAAGGAGAAGGAGGCUAAGUGGCAUCUGGGCUUCCAGUGGUGGUUCCAGCACCCACUUUGGGGGCAGCAGGAGAGGUUGGAGAGGUCACCCCUGAUGGAGAACAACGCCGUGAUCCUCUGCUGCCAGAAGACGUCUCCACCCAUUCAUUCGUUUUUCAUCUGCAUACAUUCGCGCAUUCAUUCAAUGGAUAUUUCAGGGGCAUCUCCUUUAUGCCAGGCCCUGUGCUAGGAGCUGGGCACACUAUAGAGAAUGAGAUGGACACAGCCUCUGCUCUCAUCAAGAUUUCAGUCCUAGCAGGGAAUGAGCAUUAAAUAAAUUGACAACACACGCACAUGCACACACGUGAUUAUAAACUGUGAUAAUCUAUGAAGGAAAAGAACAGCUUCCUUUAAGAGGAAUUGUAUUUAGAUUGCUACACGUGGGGGUGGGGCAGGGAAGGGCGUAAGUUUUAAGCUGAGACCUGUGGACUGAAAAGGAGUUAGUCAGUCAAAGACUGGGAAAGAGUGUUCCAGGCCGAUGGAGGGGCAAGACAGGUGGGUCAGGGCCAGAUUGUGUAGGGCUUUGGCAGUUAACGUCUUCUUGAUUUCAUUCUAGAUACAGUGGGGAGCCACUGAAGGCUUUUGAGGAAGGGAGUCACAGGUACAUUUCUACAAGAUCAGAUUGCACAUGGUGGGGGCGCAAGUGGGUGUGAGACCAGUUAGGGGGCCCCUCCGGUCCUCCAGGUGAGAGGUGAUGGUGGGCUGUGCUGGACGGUGGCUGGGGAGGUGGGUAUGUGAAUGCCAGCCUCUGGGGUGAGAGGACUCCCUGCCCCAUCUCCCAUCUGCCCUCAUCCUCCCGGUGUCUUGCUCUCUCAGUGGAUGUUGAGGAUUGGGGCCUUCCUCACAGAGCCCCCUUCUGGCCAGGCCUGGGCUGGGACAUGCUGAGCUCUGGGAGUGUCCCUGGGAGUAGGAACAGUGAAUUCUCACCCAGUCUGGCCAAGGUGGGUACGUUCAUGGCCCUCAGGCCUUAGCAGGGGUGGCCUGUGCUGCCUUUCCAUUCCCAUGCUGAGCGGUCUGGUGAGAGGCUGGGACACAGUGUUCUGGCAACUGGCUUGCUUUGCUUUCUGUGGAGCUCCUCAGUGUCGAGGACGGGGGCUAGGUACAGCUCAGCCCCUCUGGUGGAGACUGUCCUGCCACACGGCUGAAGAAGACCUACCAAGGGGACAGUGAUUAGAGCCCAGCUCGCUCACUGCCUGUUGCACCCCCAGCUGGAGCUCAAGGUUGGGCAGCUCUCAUACCCUUUCUAACUGCCAGAACUAGAGGAAGGGAAGCUCAAGGCUACAGGUUUGAGGGACGUGGCUCAUCCACGUAUCUGUAGGGUCAGGGUCACUUGCACAGGAAAAGGUGGUCAGAGAGGCUGGAGAGAUGGCUCAGGCCAGAGAAGCCCCUGACCUUGGACACUGUCCAUGUUGUGUCAAUAAGACCUCAGUGCUUGUAGGGAAGGAUUCUUGUGCCCUUGUGAGUUUUCUCAGCUGCUGUGGCCGCUUGAACCCCCAAAAUGGUGGCCUAGAAGGGAAUAAGUUCCUUACCGCCCACUUGUCCUCUUUCUAAGUUAGGAAAGAUCCACAUACUGAAUCAACAGUCUAAUAGGGCAGGGGAUGGAUUUGCCCAUGAUCAGGCUAAUGCCCCCACCCAUCAAGGGAAUAGGUGCUGCCUGAUGGGGACUGGUGAUACACAGUGUCUCUGUCAGCCAGGGCGCAGCCCGCAGGGGGAAUUCUGAGAGGCUGAUCAGCUGGGUCUGCACAGACAGCAAGCUGCAUUUUGAUUUCAUUUGGUUCCCUCACCAAAUGACAUUAGGGGGAAUGUGAGGCACAGGAGAAUCGCCUGUCUGGGAAGGCAGCAAGCUUGUCUCUCCUGGACCUGGUGACCGACCUCUGUCCACCAGACAGAUGCAGAGGACAGGAGCUCUGGCCACAAAGAAAUGGACAGUCUGAAUGCAGCGCCAAGCUCUGGGGAUAGGACUUUCCACCCAGUCUGUCCUGACAAGUGGAUGCUCACAUGAGGGUCCCAGACCCAGCCGCUGUGGAAGUGGACAUCAGCUCCCGGUGGGCCCGGGCUGGUGUGCCCAGGACUGUGGUGAGCCACAGCACCAUUGCUGCUCUGCCUCUCAAAUCGAUGGAACAAUUAAUUUGGCUCCACGGGCUCGAAAAGAUGAAAUAUGACCUGGUGGCCACUACUCUGCAGCAUCCCAGUCCAUCCCAGCCGUCCAGGAUGAUGAACAAGCUAUCGAAAUUGCACUUGAGGGUCAUAAUCACGGGAAACAUUGCUGAGCCCCUCCCCGCCACAUAAAUCACACUAAGAAGCACACAAUGGCCUCUUUCCUGAUGGGCCAAUUGUCUUGGUUUGUUGUCUCAGGCCCGGGAGCUGGGAGGAUGGGAGCACAACCAUUUAUUGUUGGAAAGACCAUCUGUAUGAUUUGAAUACAAAGUGAUCCUUUCAGCUCCCCACACAUACGCCUGAGUCUCUACUGAUCUAGGUCUCUUGGCCCUGUGGGAGGUGGGACAACAUGGACCUCUUGGAAACAGUGA